Messenger RNA from Lagopus muta (rock ptarmigan), 1720 nucleotides. Its product is annotated as HLA class II histocompatibility antigen, DM beta chain-like. Gene Ontology annotation, biological process: antigen processing and presentation of exogenous peptide antigen via MHC class II; positive regulation of T cell activation; immunoglobulin production involved in immunoglobulin-mediated immune response. The record is from RefSeq and is a predicted model, not a curated record. Bases 1 to 1212 code for a protein of 403 amino acids. Gene Ontology annotation, cellular component: MHC class II protein complex; membrane. NCBI's taxonomy places the organism in Eukaryota, Metazoa, Chordata, Aves, Galliformes, Phasianidae. The transcript is spliced from 4 exons. Gene Ontology annotation, molecular function: MHC class II protein complex binding.
AUGUGGGGAGGAAGAGAAGAAGGAGGAAGGACGGGGGGGAUGAAGGCUGCAAUGCUCACCAUGGGGCCGACGGGUUUCGGGGUGCUGGGGGCGAUGGGGCUGGUGCUGAGCUGCGGGGCAGCAGGCGCCUUCGUGGUGCACGUGGCCAGCUCCUGCCUGCUGACAGCCAACGGCUCCCUGGGGGGCUUCGACCUCACCGUGGCCUUCAACAAGAACCCCCUGGUGUGCUACAACCCCGACAACCACACCUUCUACCCCUGUGACUGGGGGCUGCUACAUGACGACGUUGCCGUUUUGGUCGCCACCGCCCUAAAUGAUAGUGCCACGUGGGUGCAGCGUGCAGAGGCGCGCAGACAGGCAUGCACUGAGCUGUCUGCACAGUUCUGGGCACAGACAGCACUGCGGAGGACACCACCCCAAGUCCGCAUCGUCCCCAUCCGCAUUGCCAACGACCCCGACACUGUCCGCCUCAUCUGCCACGUCUGGGGCUUCUUCCCAUCCGCAGUGACCAUCCAGUGGCUGCAAAACGGCCUCGUGUUGGCCUCGGAUGACACCGAACUGCUGCCCAAUGGCAACUGGACCUACAGGACACAGACAACACUGAGGGCCAGCACUGCGGCGGGGAGCACCUACACGUGCUCAGUGUGGCACUCCAGCCUGGAGCAGCCGCUGCAGGUGGACUGGAGUCCCAAUUUGUCUCUGGGAAUGAUGGCGCAGGUGGCAGUGGCGGCCAUGGCGCUGACCUUGGGGUUGGUGGCAUUCAGCGCUGGGGUUUUCAGCUUCUGUCAGCGGCCACGGGGUGAGGGAUGGGGACACGGUGCUGGGGAUGUGUGUGACACCAAGGAUCUGUUGUGCAGUGUGGGGUGUCCCUCCUCAUUCAUCAUCUUCUGUGCGGCAGGUCCUGGUGCUGGUUCCAGUCCCCAUCCUGAUGCGGGUUCUGAUUCCAGUCCUGGUCCUCAAAAUGAUCCCCGCCCAAGUUCUGGUCCCCAUCCCGGUCCUGGUCCUCAUUCUGGUUCUGGUCCCCAUCCUGGUCCUGGUCCUCAUUCUGGUUCUGGUCCCCAUCCUGGUCCUGGUCCUCAUUCUGGUUCUGGUCCCCAUCCUGGUCCUGGUCCUCAUUCUGGUUCUGGUCCCAGUCUUGGUCCUGGUCCUCAUUCUGCUUCUGACCCCCACCCCGGUCCUGGUCCCCAGUCCUGGUCCUCAUUCUGCUUCUGACCCCCACCCCGGUCCUGGUCCCCAUCCCAGUCCUGGUCCUCAUUCUGCUUCUGACCCCCACCCCGGUCCUGGUCCCCAUCCCAGUCCGGGUCCUCAUUCUGCUUCUGACCCCCACCCCGGUCCUGGUCCCCAUCCCAGUCCUGGUCCUCAUUCUGCUUCUGAUCCUCACCCCGGUCCUGGUCCCCAUCCCAGUGCUGGUCCCGGUCCUGGCUCUACUCCUGGUCCCUAUCCCUGACCCUGGUCCCGGUUCCCAUCCCGAUGCCAGUCCCAGUCGUGGUCCCCAUCCUGGUCCUGUUCCCCAGUUUGGGACCUCAAUGACCGGAACUCCCAUGUCCCAGCAUGGGGACCCCCAAUUUGGGGUGAGGGGUUCUCACCCCCCAAUAAAACCAUCUGCAACCCCAGCCUCAGUCUAAUUCUCGUUCCCACGUUGUGUGGGUGGGGAUCCCAGUGCUCCCAGUGCUCCCAGUGCUCCCAGCCGUCUAUGUCCCCUAAGCGUCGGCUCCGCUUC